This is a messenger RNA of Mixia osmundae IAM 14324, 1581 nucleotides long. RefSeq lists its product as uncharacterized. The record is from RefSeq and is a predicted model, not a curated record. The coding region runs from base 1 to 1581 and encodes 526 amino acids. The transcript has 3 exons. Lineage: Eukaryota; Fungi; Basidiomycota; Mixiomycetes; Mixiales; Mixiaceae. Gene Ontology annotation, molecular function: protein binding.
AUGGGACGCAAGCGGGCAGCGUCGCCUGACGAUUCCAGUCGGGGGAAGGCGCCCCUCAAGACCGACAAGGUCAACGGACAGGGUGAAGACGGUCCAGGGGAAUUCGAAGAUGCCUGGGAGGAUGAGUACGAGGAAGAGGAUGUCGUGUCGUCUGACGAGUUUGAAGGCCCAGACGAGGCUGAGAAUGGACAGGCGACGGACGAUGUCGUCAAGUCUGAUGUAGCGCCGACUGCUGCGCAAGAUGGCACAGACGAGCUCGAGGCGUAUAUCGGGCAAGUCGCCUUGGCAGACGAUGAAGAGCUCGUGCCAGAUCUUUCGUCCUAUGUGCUCCUGCAACGUGCUAGCCUCUACUGGCCAUGCUUGUCCUUCGACGUACUGCGAGAUGGAGACGGCGCGGAACGACGGAAAAGUCCAUAUUCAGCUUGUCUUGUCGCUGGCACUCAGGCUGCUUCCACCGAAGCCCAAGCCAACGAAGUCGUCCUCAUGCGAUGGGAUAACAUGGUCAGAGUGAAAAAGUCUGAUCGUGAACUCGAGGAUUCUGACGAAGAUGAGAGCGACGACUCUGACGAUGAUGAGGACCGCGACGGAGCGGAUGAGGAGGCCACCUUGACCUUCAAGAGUAUACCACAUACUGGCGGUGUCAACAGGAUACGUGCAACACCGCUCAGGCUGCCCUACUCGACGCCUCCGCCCGAGUAUCCGGAGCCUUACCAUGUCGCGACUUGCUCAGACACGGGCAAAGUCCACAUCUUUGACGUUGCGCCUCAUCUCCAGUCGCUCGUCUCGCCUGCUUCCAUUGAUGGCACAAGCCUGAGCAAAGUGCCCCAGUUCACCCUCUCUGCGCAUGGCCGGGCAGAGGGCUUUGCCCUUGAUUGGGGUAAUCCCAUCGGCGCUUCGGCUACCUCUCAGCGACUCUUAUCAGGCGACAUCAACGCAAAGAUCUUCCUCACGACGCUGUCGCCUUCUGGCUUCAGCGUAUCUCCGCAGCCUUUCAGCUCACAUACGUCCUCUAUCGAAGAUCUGCAAUGGUCGCCAUCUGAGCCGACUGUCUUCGCCUCCUGCUCAGCAGAUCGCUCAGUGAGGAUAUGGGACAUCCGGGUGAAGAACCGGCGAUCCGUGCUCACUGUCGACGGUGCGCAUGACGCCGACGUCAAUGUCAUGAGCUGGAAUCGAGGCACAACCUACCUCAUCGCAACGGGUGGUGAUGAGGGUGGCCUCAAAGUCUGGGAUCUGCGUCACAUGAAAGGUGCCAGGGAUAGCAAGCCUUCGCCCGUGGCCGCGUUUGAUUGGCAUCAGAAGCCAAUCACUUCGAUCGAAUGGCACCCUACAGAAGACUCUUGUUUCGCUGCAUCUUGUGCCGACGACUCUGUCACCCUGUGGGAUCUGUCGGUCGAGCAUGAUGUCGACGAAAUGGCAAUUGGGCAGCCUAUCGAUUCGACACGCAAGGUGCCGGACCAGCUCCUGUUCGUGCAUCAAGGUCAGAAGGAGAUCAAAGAGGUCCAUUGGCAUCCUCAGAUACCUGGCACACUCAUCUCGACCGCACUGGACGGCUUCAAUGUCAUCAAGACAAUCUCAGUCUGA